AUGCCCCCUAUGGCCCCUUUGUGGUCCGUCAGACCAGCUCUACUAGGUGUGGGCAGGAUAUGCUCCGUAACCUCUCCUGUGUCGCUCAUCUAGAAUUAGCCGUGUAGAUUUAGCCUUUAGCAUCGAUGUUCAGGUCUCUCUGACAAAACCCUCCAAAUUUUCUACGCAUGCACACACACAACCACACACACCUCAUGUUUCUUUAGCAGUCUGGGUGUUGUGCAGGCAAAGAGAAUCAACGCUGGCAGAGACGACCUGUGUGCGGCUACAUGUGUGACCGUUUACUCACGGCUUCCCACACAGCCUUAGCUAGCGGCUAGUUCUAUUAGGCGGACUUUCAUCACUCUUUUCGCCCUCGUUUAUAUUUUUCAAUAAGCUAAGGAUUUAACUUUUUGUGUACUUGUUAAAAAGGACAACCUCAAAGACACUUCCUUUAGCCAUUUUUGAUAACUCCAAAUAAGCUUCGUUUUUUAAAAUUUUAGUUGGAUCUCAUAAAUCACGAUGUGGGAGUUCCGCUCUAUGAUGUUCUGGCGGGCGGUGUUCGCCGAGUUUUUCGGCACCAUGUUCUUCGUGUUCUUCGGGAUGGGCGCAGCGCUACGCUGGACCUCCGGGCCGUACCAUGUCUUCCACACUGCCCUCUGCUUCGGUUUUGCUGCUGCCACUCUCAUCCAAUCUAUCGGCCACAUCAGCGGUGGACACAUCAAUCCAGCCGUCACCUUCGCCUACUUAGUCGGCUCUCAGAUGUCCUUUUCCCGAGCUUUCUUCUACAUCUGCGCUCAGUGCCUGGGGGCCAUGGCAGGAGCCGCGGCCCUUUAUGGAGUUACACCCAACAACAUGAGAGGCACAUUGGCACUUAACACGCUGCAGCCCGGCAUGAGUCUCGGCAUGGCGACUACAGUGGAGGUGUUUCUCACCUUGCAGUUGGUGGUUUGCGUUUUCGCCGUCACAGAUGAGAGACGAAACGGCCGUCUGGGUUCUGCCGCUCUGUCCAUUGGCUUCUCUAUCACUAUGGGCCACCUGAUGGGGAUGUACUACACCGGAGCUGGCAUGAACCCAGCUAGAUCUUUCGCUCCUGCUGUCAUCAUGAGGAAUUUCAUCAACCACUGGGUGUACUGGGUGGGACCUAUGAUUGGUGGUGCUAUGGGUGCCAUCCUGUAUGAUUUCAUACUGUUUCCCCGUAUGCGGGAUCUCUCAGAGCGGCUAGCUACUCUCAAAGGCAGCCGACCCCCAGAGGCCGAGAAGCAGCAGGAGACCCGCGGGGAGCCCAUCGAGCUGAAGACUCAAACCCUAUAAACCUGCUAAGAACCUGUGGACCGAAAUCUGGCUCUACCUCACCGGACCAUCUCGUCGCCUCAAGCAACACUCAGUAUACCUCAGUUAAUAAACUCCCACACUGAGGGUCACACAUCCAUGCAAAAAUCAUUAAGGGAGCUGAAAUGAGUACAAUACUUUGUUUAGUAUUCAAGGUUUGUUGCUAAUUUCAAUGCAGGGCAGGGGGCAGAGCUGAGGCAGGGGUUCAGGUGGGUGUGGGUGGGGUUUAGGGUGUGGGAGGGGCUAGAGCUGUUUAUUUAGGCAUGCUUUUCACUUUUCAUCUGACUUCACUUUCACAAUUCAUUUUCAAUUUCGUUUUCUACAACACCAAGAUGUGGAUGUAUGCAUCA
Messenger RNA from Sinocyclocheilus rhinocerous, 1661 nucleotides. Its product is annotated as lens fiber major intrinsic protein-like. Bases 502 to 1293 code for a protein of 263 amino acids. Gene Ontology annotation, biological process: water transport; transmembrane transport. NCBI's taxonomy places the organism in Eukaryota, Metazoa, Chordata, Actinopteri, Cypriniformes, Cyprinidae. The record is from RefSeq and is a predicted model, not a curated record. The transcript has 4 exons. Gene Ontology annotation, cellular component: plasma membrane. Gene Ontology annotation, molecular function: water transmembrane transporter activity; channel activity.